Messenger RNA from Ruditapes philippinarum (Manila clam), 2358 nucleotides. Its product is annotated as hemicentin-1-like. Lineage: Eukaryota; Metazoa; Mollusca; Bivalvia; Venerida; Veneridae. The record is from RefSeq and is a predicted model, not a curated record. The coding region runs from base 39 to 917 and encodes 292 amino acids. The transcript is spliced from 6 exons.
UGUACACUAUUUAAGUCGACGGUAACUGGGGAGAAUGGAUGACUUGGAUGACGUGCACGGUAUCGUGCGGGGUCGGAAUCCGGCGGCGGGAGCGGUUCUGUAAUAGGCCGAGACCAAUGCACGGCGGUGAGAAUUGUGAGGGGCCAAUGUUGGACGAAGAAUCGUGUAAUGAGGAACCAUGUGCAGUUGAUGGAAACUGGGGCCUGUGGACACGGUUUGGUAUGUGUUCACGAACAUGUGGGCGUGGCGAUAUGACAAGAACUAGAGAAUGUAACAGCCCCGCCCCUGCUGGUGGUGGCAGACCUUGUCGAGGGAGGAGCGUUGAUACAAGGCGUUGUGAAAGACGGAAAUGUGCAAUUCAUGGAGGGUGGUCAAUGUGGGAAGGGUGGAGCAGUUGUCCGGUCACAUGCGGCUCCGGUGCACGUACUCGAACACGUGCGUGUAAUAGACCGAUGCCUCGCUUUGGUGGACGUCACUGUGAUGGAUCAGAAUUAGAUACAGAUAUCUGUGAUAUUGGAACACCAUGCCCAGUCGAUGGAGGUUGGUCAGAAUGGUCAGAUUUCGGAAGUUGUCGGGCCGGACCUUGUCAAUAUGGUCAUCGUAUAAAAACACGUGUUUGCGAUAAUCCUAGACCUCAAUAUAGAGGGCGCAUGUGUCGAGGUCGCAGCGUGGAACGUGUUCCGUGCAAGAAUGAGGAGGGAUGUCCAGUUGAUGGUGCUUGGUGUGAUUUUGGACUAUGGUCUCCGUGCAGCGCCACCUGUUUAGGUUAUACAUCGACACAAACACGCUCACGUGCAUGCCAUUGUCCGGCGUCUAAAAAUGGCGGCAAAACAUGCGAAGGUGAUUACUUUGAAACCAGGGACUGUUCUGGUGUUGUACCAUGCCCAGAUUCACCAACAGUAGACAUUGAUGGUUGAAAGUCAGGGUCCAGACCGUUAGACAAUUUCAACAUACGGCAGACGACAGGGAAAUGAUUCAUUAGUUUGAAGGCGAAAAUUAGCAAGGACUGUGCCUUGAUUAAGGGCAGACAUCCUGAUUUAAAAUGAUUUUUUUGGGGUAGUUGUUAUUAUUUUACAUAUUUAUUAAAGCAGCACGCUCAUGUUAAUUUUCAUGAAAAUUUUGGAAAUGUAUUUAAAAGUAAAAUAUUGUGAGAUGAACAAAUAAAGCAAUUUCCAUAUUGCAAUGGGUACUUACAAUCCAAGAAAUUUACCAAAUAGUGGUCAACAUAUGCAAAAAACAGCCCUUAGUAACGCAGUAGAAAUACGGUGAUAAAAUACUGCAAAUCAGUCUUAAACCGCAUAAUAUUAUAACAUGUAAAAAAUCACUUGGAUCUUAAAUCUAGUAACCUUUCUUAAAAAAGUUAGUACAUUUUUCUCAAUAUUUAUUUCCCUGAAAUAUUUUGGCUCAUCAGGCGUGCAGCUUUAAUUAUACAUAACCUUACGACUUUGGUCAUAUAAACGUACAACAUUUUACACUGGGUUAUAUGUCACCGAUUAUUCUAUGAAAUGAACGUUUCAAAAAUGCAGUAGUAUGUACAAGUCUACAGUAAAAUAUUGUGACUUGAUUGUUAAAUUUCCUUAACUGGUUCUGUUACAGUUGAUUUAAUAGAGAACCCGAGGUCACGUUACUUCUAUGCUUACGUCAUCACUUUUUUCAUGAUAGAACAAUAAUAAUGCAUAGUUAAUCAGCAGCCGAAAUAAGUUAGUUUGCAAAUUUGCACGAUCCGCCCGAAAUAUAAUAUUGUACAUUUAAAAGUUGGAAAAUUAUAGUCCAAACUUUAAAGCAAAAAAGCAUCCGUUGCACAAAAAAAUGAUGUGAAUUGUUAGUGUCGUCUGCAUUUACCCGCCAUUUUAUGAUAAAUCUUCGCAAUUAUUGUUUCUUAUUAUCAUAUACGAUUUUGUAAAUUUUAAAAUACAAAAUGUAUAUUUUUAUUUUUAACAUUAAUUUUUGCCUCAUUUUAGAGGGAAAAACGUGUAAAUUGUAAAAUCUUUGUGCAUUGUAAAUGUUCUUUAUAAUUUGGCAAUGUAGCUUAGGCCAGUAUAUAUGUAGCUGUUUUUUUUUUUCGUUAUGUGUUUUGCUUUUUAUUAUCUUAAAAUAUCAACGUUUGGUAUUUUAUUUGUAAAAUGUUGGUUUUUUUAACCUUUCUUGAAUUUCAUGCGUAAAAAUGCUGUACUAGUAUUUUUCAUUUUAUUCUAUUCUUGUUUUUUCAUGUGUACUAAAAUAACAUUGAAUGUAUAUACCUUUUUAGAUGUUUUUUUUUCUCAUAUGUCUAUUCAUCGAUUUAUGAUUAAUUUUUAAUCAAUUGCUUUUAUUCACAUUGUUAAAUAUCGUACUAUUGAUAAUAAAAUACAUAGAAUA